AAGUAAAAUAAGAAGGCGAAACCACGAUCAUAACCUUUUCAUUUCGGCGUGCGUACUGCGUGUUUAUAGUUUCGGCGUUCUCCGACAUUUUAAGUCUUUUUCUCACAGUUUUUUUACAAUUAGACGCCCGCACGUAUCUAAUUUUGUUGUAUCGUUUUAUUUAUAAGUUUAAAAAAUGGUCAAAGCAGAGAUUAAAACUCCCAAUAAGCGCAAGAGCAUUGCUAACGAGGCCUCCGCGAAAAAAGUGAAGGCAGAAAAUGGCAAACCGAUCACACCUAAAAAACAAGGCGGCUCCCCCCAAAAACCCAACAAAAACAAACAAAUUAAAACAGAAAACAAUUCAGAUGUAAAAGAUGUUAAACCGUUUGCCGGCACCAAACAGCUCAACAAACAACAACAACCAAACAAGAAACCUGAAAAUGACAAGGCAAACAACAAAUCGGCGGCAGAAUCAAAAAGAAAGAGGCGAUCCCAGUUCUCAAAGUUAACCGGUCUAGUCAAAGAGAAACAAGGCAGCAAAGAUCCCGAACUAUUAAAAUCCAUUCAGGACAAAAUCUCAGCGAUUAAUACGAGAGGAGAACUGACCAAAACCGCCAAGAAGAAGUUGGGAAUUCUCAUGAAAUUGAAAACUAUUUGUGAGGAGGGAGCUGAAGCCGCGGCAGCCAAAAGCAGGGCUAAGGUUCAGGCUGAAAAGGCUGCGGCUGGUAAAAAUAAGGUUGACAAGGUAGCGGCUAAGCCCCAAAAGGCUGUACAACAAAAGAAGAAACAACCACAGGCAGCCAAAGUGGCCGUACAGAAGAAACAACCAGUGAAACAAGAGGAAGAAGAGGAUUCUGAUGCUGAAGAAGAGGAGGAAUCAGAUGAGGAAGGAGGAGAGGAAGUUGAUUCUGAUGAUGAUGCAGGAGAAGAAGACAGUGGUGAAGAGGUAGAGGGUGAAGAUGAUGAUGAUGAUGAUGAGGAAGAAGAUGACGAUGAAGAAGAUGAUGACGAAUCAGAAGAAGAAGCACCAGCGCCCAAGAAAACGAAGAAACAACAGCCGGAGCAAAAACCACGUGAGGAAAAUAAAAACCCGACCAUUGAGGACCUGAAAAACAAAGAUCUUGUGAAAAAGGGCCAGAAAAGAUUCGUGCUGUUCGUGGGUAACAUCGCGUACGAUACAACCAAACAAGAACUAGCGGAACAUUUCCAAAAAGCGGGUGGAAUCGUGCAUAUUCGAAUCCCCACCGACCAAAAAACCAAUAAACCCAGGGGGUUCGCUUAUUUGGAGUUGAAAGACGAGGUUUCUUACGAGAAAUGCCUUUCAAUGCACCACUCUCAGCUGAAGAGUAGACGCAUCAACGUGCUUUACACGCAGGGCGGAAAAAAGAAGGGGGACCAACAGAAAAAAGACAUCAAAGCGAAAAACAUGAAACUGCACGCGUUAAGGCGACAAGGAAAAUUAGCGGGAAGCGUCAAAGAAACACAUAAAAGAACUUUCAGGCGAAAUAAAGGAAAACUUAAUAAGCAACAGAGUGAACAAGACUGAGGUUAAAAAUAAACACAAUUUUAACAGACAGAACAGUAUUUAUUUAGAAGUUUUUAACGUACAAUAUAUAUCACAGAUUUUGACUCAUUCGAUAAUAUAAAUAAAAAGGUAUUUCAUGUAAAUAAAGGCACGAAAUCGUUAGA
Anthonomus grandis grandis is the source of this 1668-nucleotide messenger RNA. Its product is annotated as nucleolin-like. Bases 176 to 1525 code for a protein of 449 amino acids. Gene Ontology annotation, molecular function: RNA binding. The transcript is spliced from 5 exons. NCBI's taxonomy places the organism in Eukaryota, Metazoa, Arthropoda, Insecta, Coleoptera, Curculionidae. The record is from RefSeq and is a predicted model, not a curated record.